Penicillium angulare is the source of this 1479-nucleotide messenger RNA. RefSeq names its product DUF2841 domain-containing protein. Bases 1 to 1479 code for a protein of 492 amino acids. The transcript has 5 exons. The record is from RefSeq and is a predicted model, not a curated record. NCBI's taxonomy places the organism in Eukaryota, Fungi, Ascomycota, Eurotiomycetes, Eurotiales, Aspergillaceae.
AUGGACUUGAAUAGUCCCCAUUUACGCGCGGGGGAAUCCCUUGAGCGCAGACAUUCUGAUACGUCGUUGCCGCAGUCACAUAUGGCUGUCACAUCCAACAACCAAGUAGGAAACUUGGACUUCCCCCAUCCACACUUUGCAGUCAUCUACCUCGACUACAAUGGGAAACUUCAAGUGGAAGCUUCACCCUCUAUCGCGGGGUGCGGUGGUGCUAUCUUCACGCCGGACGUGACAGAUAGAUUCAUGGAGAUGGCAGUGCCAAAUCCCCAACCAAUGCAAUUCCAUAAUCCACCCCCCUCACCAUGGGGCAUGCAUCCAAAUCCAAAUGCAAACCAAACCCCACCACAUCCAAACCCACACACCUGGCCACGCUACGGCCAAACGCGACCCGCCCCCGAAUUAAUACCAUGCGAAUUUCAAUCGCACCAAACGCGCCGAAAACGCCGCGACAUGAAACGUCUCGGCACUGGCAUGGGAGCUGGCAUGUCCCACCCACGUCCAAAAUCAUCCUCACCCCCUCCAACGCCUCCACCAGGCCGAAGCGCAUUUAAAAUUGGCGACAGUGCUGCAGUGCGAAGAUAUAUCGAGAAAGCAUUCGAGGACUUUCAGCAGUUGAAUUGUAGGGUUAUUGCGAAGUCGUGGAUUAAACUUGUGGAGCCGAGGAAGCAGGUUCAUUUUCCGUAUAAUGGGCGGAAGGUCAUUGCGGGUGUUUCGCAGCGUGUGGAUCCUGAACUUACGAAGCCGGGUUGGUGGCCUGAUGGGGUUUUGCAUCGGGAGCCGGAUCAUUUGUUGAAGCGUGAUCGGUUGCGUCUGCUGGUUCAUAUUUUGUGUGAACUGAGAGAGAGUAAUGGGGUUAGUGCGGAUAAGCUUCGUGAAGCUGGACAGGAUGUGAGAAGGCAGAUUAGUCCUGCGAACCGGUUACAGGUUCUUGAUGAGAUUUAUUUCGUGCGACAGAUGGAGGAACGGUAUCUUGAUGGAGAGAUUGAUGGGAGCACAGUAAUCCAAGUGGUUCAUACUCAUCUCCCCGAAGCAAAUUUCCACGACGAAGAGCUCACUCCCGCGGGCAUACAUUCGGCCCCUGUCAUGAAAAUCGACGAAGAAGAUCUUGAUGAUCAGGAUCUCGGCGAUAGCCACGGAUCAGGACCACACGGAUCACUACUCGAUGAGAAUGAGCAGUUAGUAUCAUUCUCCAGUCAUCAUCACGGUUUACCCUUGUCACCCGCAACCAGCGAGUCAAGCGGACCACAUAGUCCGACAACUACUGGAUUCGGGGGUCAUCACAUGGGUAUGAUGGCUAGUAUGAUUCCGCAUGAAUCUCCGAUUGAUUCAAAGCCUGUGCCUGUCUCUGUGCCUCUUCCCGUUCCUACUGUUCCUGGUCACGGUGGUGGGUAUUAUGCGCCGUUUAGUGCGGCUGAGAAGAAUACGGGGUAUUGGGGUGAGAUGCCAGUGACUCAUGGGAUGAAUCAAUUUGGGUAUUGA